GCCGGGCAAGAUGGCGGCGAUACAGACGGGGUGUUAUUGGCAGUGGACAUAGAGAAGCGUCCUAUUCAGAAUAUAGACCAGUCACACAUUCGAGUUUUUUUUUUAUCGGUUUCAUGUUUUGACACCAGGCGGCCGUCGACGCGCUUUUGUUUUUGUCGCAUUUAUACUUUUGUUCUCUCAAAAAAUGUUGACGUUUUAGCCGAGUAGCUAACACACCAGCUGGCUAACGGAGAGCUAGCAAGCUAUCUAUCACAGCCGAGCCGCCGUGGGUGAAGAAUGGGAGAAAAGCUGGAGCUGAAGCUCAAGUCGCCGGUCGGAGCAGAACCUGCUGGUUAUCCUUGGCCGUUACCAGUUUACGACAAACACCAUGAUGCUGCUCAUGAAAUUAUCGAGACAAUACGGUGGGUUUGUGAAGAGAUUCCAGACCUCAAGCUGGCAAUGGAGAACUAUGUACUCAUCGACUAUGACACGAAGAGUUUUGAGAGUAUGCAAAGAUUGUGUGACAAGUACAACAGAGCCAUCGACAGCAUUCACCAACUGUGGAAGGGGACCACCCAGCCGAUGAAGCUUAACAAGCGGCCCUCCAAUGGUCUACUGAGACACAUAUUGCAGCAAGUCUACAACCACUCCGUGACCGAUCCAGAGAAGCUGAACAACUAUGAGCCCUUCUCCCCUGAAGUGUACGGAGAGACCUCCUUCGAUUUGGUGGCUCAGAUCAUUGAUGAGAUGGAGAUGAUGGAGGAUGACACUUUUGUUGACCUUGGCAGUGGAGUGGGCCAGGUUGUCCUUCAGGUUGCAGCAGCGACAAACUGUAAACAUUACUAUGGUGUCGAGAAAGCUGAUACUCCAGCUACAUAUGCAGAGUCUAUGGAUAAAGAGUUUAAGAAGUGGAUGAAGUGGUAUGGAAAGAAGCACGGGGAGUACACACUGGAGAGGGGGGAUUUUCUGUCAGAAGAAUGGAAAGAUAGGAUCGCCAACACAAGUAUUAUUUUUGUGAACAACUUUGCCUUUGGACCAGAAGUUGAUCAUCAGCUAAAGGAGCGUUUUGCCAACAUGAAGGAAGGUGGGAAAAUUGUGUCCUCCAAGCCCUUUGCACCUUUAAACUUUAGAAUAAACAGCCGAAACUUGAGUGAUAUUGGCACAAUAAUGCGUGUGGUGGAGCUUUCUCCAUUGAGGGGCUCUGUGUCCUGGACUGGGAAACCAGUGUCUUAUUACCUGCAUACUAUUGACCGUACCAUACUUGAAAAUUACUUUGCUAGUCUUAAAAAUCCUAAACUCAGGGAAGAGCCAGAGGCAGCUAGACGGCGUUCACAGAAAGACUCAAAGGAGAGUAAAAGCAAUAGCACCACACCUACUAAACCUAAGGAUCAAAACAAGCAGCAAGACUCAUGUGAGGAUGAGGAGGAGGAGGAGGAGCAGUCCAACUUGGUUUCAGUGGUCAAACCACCUGCCAAGCCUAGGCGUGCAAAGCUUUUGUCCAAAGGUCGCAAGUUAAACAACAAGAGGAGAGGUCGGCCGAAGAAAGCAGCCCCAGCAUCUGAGAAGAAAAAUAAGAAGAAUCAGAGUGCUUUGGAUCUUCUCCAUGCCAAGACUCUAUCUGCUGCCCCGCCUCAGGAUGCAUACAUGCAGCCACGGAGUCCCUUUUAUCAACUACCUCCCAAGGUUCAGCACUACCCCACGAAUCACCUGCUGCUGAGCCCAACUCCGCCUGGUUUGCAACAACUGCUCGAUAACAUCAAAGUUCAGUACCUUCAGUUCAUGGCUUACAUGAAGACGCCUCAGUACCGCACCAACCUGCAGCAGCUUUUGGAGCAGGAGAAGCAAAAACACAAGGACUUGUCAGGACAGGCAGAGCAACUUCAUUCAGUCUGCCAGAUUCACAAGGACAGAAUCAAAAGUCUCGUGCAGACCAAACUCGAUGAGUUGGGAGUGAAAGCCUUGACUGUGGAGGACCUGCUCCAGGCGCAAAAGGAAAUAUCCGCCCACAAUCGACAGCUGAAGGAGCAGACCAAGCAGCUUGAAAGAGACAUGGCUUUGCUCAGAGAUCACAGCCUGCUUCUGCUGAAGUCUCGUUGUGAGGAGCUCAAACUAGACUGGGGGUCCCUCUGUCUCGAGACUUUGAUGAAGGAGAAGCAGGCUCUCCGAAAGCAGAUCUCUGAGAAACAGAAACACUGCCUGGAGUUGCAGAUCAGCAUUGUAGAGCUGGAGAAAAGUCAGCGGCAGCAAGAACUUAUGCAACUGAAAUCCUACAGUCCUGGCCAUGGAUCCCCAUUCAGGAAGAGCCUAGAAACACGCUCUUCCACAGACAUGGACUCAUCAAAAUUUGGUAUAGCUUCCGUGCCGGCUAUCAAUGGUGUUAGCCCUGAGCUGCCCAUGAAUGGCACAGGGUCGCCCUGCUUUGACCGAGCUAAUGCCAAGACUGAGCAUAUGUCCCGCUAUCUUCCAAUCUCUCCUGACCAUGAGAUUGUACCAACGUCUGGAGAUGCUCGACAGAGGCAGCAAAACUCCUCCCAUGCUCUUCCUGAUUACACUCGCUUCUCUCCUGCCAAAAUUGCCUUACGAAGGCAUCUCAAUCAGGACCCCUCUGCGUCUGUCCACUUCAGAGGUCCCAGCCUAACAACGCAUCGGGGGGAUGUGGGCGGAAUUAAUUCUCCCCACGGAACAAAGCUGAGCUGCUCUUCUCCGAAUGCUUCAGAUGUCCAGAUUACAACCAAAGGUUCUGAGCGGACUGUAAAGGAAAAGAAUGUGUCAGGGCAGGGCGACAGCAGCAUCACAAGCCUUCCUAUAAGUAUUCCUCUCAGUACAGUUCAUCCAAGCAAACUGCCAGUUAGCAUUCCACUGGCCAGCGUGGUUCUGCCCAGUCGAGCUGAGAGGCUGAGGAGUACUCCAAGUCCUGGGUCUCAGGCUGGACAUACCAACGGAUAUUCAUCAGGUUCGGGGUUGAUGAAUGGUGGUCUGUACUCGGAUGAUCACAAUGGUGCUUCUUCACCUCCUCCUCCACACAAUAAUGCUUCGCUGACUGCACCAACUGGGAGGAGUGGUUCUCUUCAGAGCCCCCCAAUCAACACUGGUGGGGUGCUCCAUUAUGCAGAUGGGCCCCCAAGGAUUCUUCCAGAAGAUGAACAUGAACGCCUCGGUGCUGAUUCUGAUGCCGAACCGCAGGACAGUGAACUCCACAGGAAAAUGUUCUUCUCUUCUUCCUCCUCGUCCUCCUCCUCUUCCUCAUCAUCAGGCAGUGGAGGCAGCAUGGCCGGAAGUUUGCGCCUCCAUCACCACGCCAGCAACUCUGCUAAGCAGGGAUACCACAGUAACCAUGGAAACCACACCCACCAGUCCACCAACUUGCAGCACACAGUAACGCACCUUCCGUCAUCACACGGCGGUCACAGCAUUACCCCUCAGGAAGGUCGUAAACGCGGGCGGAGGAAGCGCAGCUCUUUAGGGACAGUCACUGCCAGCUUGUCCCCAAAGAGGAGGUCAUUUCCUGGACUAGGAUCCAACAACCAUUCGUCCGGAUCCCCACUGAACAUCAACACCAUGGUCAAUAACAUCAACCAGCCCCUGGAGAUCUCUGCCAUUUCGUCCCCGGAACAGUCAAACCGCAGCCCUUGUGGUCCUGAUCUGGACCAGCCUCCUAUUUUAAAGAGAGAGCGCCCCCUGGAUCUGAACGGGACAGGUCGAUAUCCCUCAGCCACCAGCUCAGAUGAUGAGGACUCAGGGUAUCCUGCUGACAGCUCAAGUUCAAGAAUUGAAAGAAAAAUUGCCACAAUAUCUUUGGAGAGUAGAGAUGGACCUGGGAGACUUGGAGAUGCUGACAGAGGACGCAAAUCCAGCAGCAGCAGCGGUAACAGCACAGGCAGUGAGACGUCCUCUUCAUCUUCAAGUAAAUGGAAAUCCACUUUCUCACCCAUUUCGGACCCCAAGCAGCCAAAUUCUGAUCCACGCCAGGGAGGCUCUCCUUUCGGUGUCGGUGGGUCGAGUAGGGGUACCGACUCGGAUUCAGAUUAUAAACAACACCACCAUCAACAAGUGAGGAAGGUUUGUGAUGGAGAGUCACCCGGCUAUUUCAGCAGUGGUGCAGGAGGCCAGGUUGGUGGUGGGUCAGAUCAACGCCUGACUCUUCAGAAGCAGAAGGGAUCACGUGACUGGGAGCUGAAGGCCAGCAGCGGCUCGUCCAGCCAGAACUUGUUCAUCUCUGCGGCUGCUAGCAGUGGAGGCGGGAUUCUGAGCGGCAAGGUUGGGGGAAGUCCUGUAGCCGUUUCCUCCACGAGUGGAUCAUCUGUUGGGCAGUACCUGGGGUCUCAGUUCCCGCUUGGCGGGACCUCAGUUCUCCAGUCUUUGUUCGGGGCGCAGACAGGGAACUCCACAGUGGGCGGAUCCACAAGACUCGUCAAUGGACACUCGGUUCUGGGAAGCUUCUCCAGUGCUGGGCUGGCUGGAGGAGCAGCUGGAGGAAAGUUUCACCACGCGAUCCCCUCAGUGUCCACCCAUCAGUUUGGGGCGUCAUUGCCCACAUCCGGAAGCCUCGGUUCUCUGCUCAGUCUCUCCUCCUCUACUUGCCCCCAAACCCACCAACACCAAACGUCACAGCCUGCUUCCACACGCCUCACCUCUGUGUCCUCAUCCCUGCACUCCUCUCUGUCACAGAGCCAGAAUAGUCGCACCCAGUCGGUUCUGCACAGCCCCUCUCCACCCACACUCUCCUUGCCACCUCCCCCGCCCCUCAACACUGCCCUACCCUCGUCCGCAACAACCCACAGUGACCUUCUAUCUUCUCGCCUGUCCCACUCCUCCCUCCAUCACCAGAGGACGCAGUCAUCCAUUUCCUCCUCUUCAUCCAUCUCUAAUGCUCCCAUCUCUGCCGCUUCCACCACCACCUCCUCCUCGUCUCGCUCUUUUGCUGUGCACUACUCCCCUCGCUUACCCCCUCCGCCGUCAGCCAGCAACUCUAAUGGUGGGGGAAGCACCUGGAGGACUCAAGGUGUGCACAGUACCAGCUCACACCUUCCUGGUUCCAGACCCAGAUGAUGUUUGGGGGUGUGGGGCGGGGCUGGGUGGGAGAGACAUAAGAUAACCACCCAUGGAAGUGUGGAGGGAGCGAGAGAGUCAAGGUAAUUGAAGUCUACCUCAAGAAAAAAACUAUGCAAAUGUCCAGAUGUGGAUCACGGAACCCUCUUUACCUACUGGUGCUUCAAACUUCUGCACUACUCAACAGCCUCCAAGACCGCCUCCUGUACUGGAAUCUCUUUCUCUCACACGCACACACACCCACACACAUACACACAAAUGGCCGCUUUGUACAGUUCUCUGCUAUAGUUUUCUGUCCAGGGGCGACAGUCCAAUCCUUCUGGUGACUUGGGAAAUGGCAUCAAAUAAAUAAAAAAAAUGAAUUCAUUAGUUUAAUGACUUACAGUAAUUCAUCUAAGGUAUUGCCGUUACAAAUUCAUGCAUCCCAGUUAAAUGUCAGGGUUUCCACGAGUCCGACUCGUCUGGAGCCCCUCUGCAUCUCAGUAUCAACAGGAGGCAGCAGGUCACCAGACCUUUGUAGCAUCAUCCAAGUCGAGUGGUGCACCUACUGUACUGCGACAUUUCUGCUCCAGUGCUGCAGCUGCAUGUGGCUUCCCCCAAGUUUAUUCACUUGUUACAAGUGCCGCACACACACUCACACUUGAUAGUCCACCGGAGAACGCUUGCCUGCAUUUUCAUAUCCGGCUUUCCAAUGAGGGACGUUUUAUCAACCAGGUCACCAGAAUAAAUCUGUUGUUCAUCACAGAGGUGCUAUGAUGGUUUUAUGCUGAGUGUGCGUUUUCCUAGCAACAGCUUUCUUUCUUAAUGAAGUGAAACUGUUAAACAUGAGGCGCCACCUUUUCUAACACAAGCACGUUUUUGUUUGUAACUGAUGUUUUGAACUUGGCUCACACUGAACACAUGACGUUCCUGUCCCUUUCAUCAAAUGUUUUUGGGUUUUUUUUGUAGUUGAUUUUUUUGGUAUUUGAACCCAUCAAAGUAACUGGGGACAUGAUCUGGAUGUAAUUCUGCAAAUCCUGGCAGCUCAGCCUCUCUGGUUUUCUUCAUCACAUUCAGUCUAGUGAUAAUAGUAUUUUUUUUAUUCUGUAAACUGACAAAUUUUAAAUGUGGCCUUUUUAGUAAGCUAAGUAACAGCUGCGUAAAAGGUGCUGAAGAAUAUAUGGGAGCCAAGCAUCUAUGAAUUUAUUCAGAUCUCCAACAAGAAAUGUAAUUCCACCGAUGAGUUUUAAGAUAAAGCUAAAUAUUGGGUAUUUAUUUUAGUGUUGAGCUGCUUGGAGUUGCAACUGCUCAUACACACACACACACACACGAACACGAGCGUCACACACACUGGGAAGACUAACCAUGACCACAGCAAAACUACUGGACACUUUUUGUUUGCUCUCUUUGUGUUAUUUGUUUCAAUGUUUGUACUGUGAAUGUGAUCCAUGCUCUCAACUGUACAGGUGUGUAUAAAUUAGAAUAUUAUAUUUAUUCUGUUCAGUUUCUUUUCCUUCUCCCUCCAAUACUAUAGUGUGCUAUGUUUGGAGACGACAACGUGUGAAUGACUCACUGUCUGAAAAAUAAUGGUGCUAAAUUUGGACUGUUUUAUUUAUUCUGUAGUACACAAUCAGAAACAGGUGCUCAGUGCUGUUGAGGGAGACGUUUGAACUGUCCUUCGACUGUCGGUAAACGCGCUGCCGUAUGCAAGCGCAUAUAUAUGUAGGCGUUCUUAAAGUUCUCUGCUGCAGCUUCAGGCUCAGAGUCACGACUCCAGGUAAACAACUGUCACGUAGAAACAUCAGUGUCACCUUGUGAGUUGUGUACCUGGACUGUUUUUUUUUCUAUAUAUAUAUAUAUAUCAGCACACACUGUUUUUAUUUUUUGUACAAAAGUGUCUGUGAGCCCCCUCACUUCCAACAGAACGGAAAAGUUAAAUAUGUAUCUAUAUAAAGCUUAUAUAUUUGUGGAUAGAUGUUUAUGUGUCGAGGGGUGUAUUCGGUGCUCUGUGUGACCAACAAGCUAAGUUAGACCAGAGUGAAGAAACAGCCACCACAGGACCUUAAACAGAUGGUGCCAAAAAUCACAAUGGCCCGGCAGCAUCUGCUUCAUGUAAGCCCAAGUGAUGGAGUCCAGUGCUGUGUGCAACAAUAACCCUCCUCUACACCUGACGUUUGAGUGCAUCUCUUGUGAGCCGAGCAUUUGACCAGCCGUUGUGCAGUCUUCCUGCGCGGCACUGGGUCAAUCCUCUCAGUGAGAGAUGACCUCGGGAAUAAAUGUGAAGAUGCUGCAGAGAUGUCUGACUAAAUCCAGUAAAAUGUAUCUGACAUUAUUUCGGCUCAGGUUCAGUAGUGUUUCCUUGGAAUGUGUUCUCAUGUCAGGUGUGGUGGAGGGUCCAAGGUGCUGUCGCAGUGACACCUACAGGUGAUCUCUUGGUGACCAAAAGUUCAGGUCUUCAAUUUCAACCGUCACAGAUCCGGCAGGAAGUGAAAUGGUGCUUCUUUCUCGAACCAUUGCGUUGUUCUGGUGUAACUACAGGCUAAAGUAGUUGCUGACUUCUUGAUAGCAAGAUGAUGUCACCAUGUUCUCAGUCUCUUGACGUGCUUUUCACGACUAAACUAGGCUUCACUGACUGCCUGGACGUCGUCUGUAGACGUCGCAGACGGUUCUCUUUUGUAAUUAGCUUUGCGCUUCCGUUUUUCCGCUUUAAAUUAUUUUUACUCUUGGUGUUUGAUACUUCCACUCUACAGAUUCCUUCGGUUUUUAAUACAACCUGUCACGGUGCUUUCCUUCACUUAAAACAAGGAAGCUGCAGCUAUUUGAUGCCCAAUAACAUGUGCUGCGAGAUCUUCGACACAUCUGUUUGGAAGGUCGGACUGUCCAGAGAGGUGGAGAGGCGUGAGCGACUGGAUGAAAAUCACAACAUCAUCGGGGUUGUAGUAUUUGUGAAGUCAAAGUGACAAGGAUAUUCUGGUCCUUUGGCGUUGAUGCUUCGCUGCAUUUCUUAGUGAACUUUUGCUGCAGAGGCUGUUUACCUUUAGUCCUGCCAAAGGUCUUAACUCAGGAACUUCACACAAAAUGCUGAUUAUUUUUUUAAACUGGCAUGACUUCAAGAGGGUUUUGUUGCCAGCUGGUGGCACUGUGCAGCCACUCUGGAAUCUACUCAGGACCUCCACAAUCCUCAGCAGGUUUAUGUAAAGAGUGAGUCACCGUCAAAUGAGUUCCUCUCCUCACCCGUCUCCAUCGUCUCUAGAUAGCUCCGGCUUUGAAAAGCUUUAUACAAACAGAUCUUCAGGAGCUUGUGGCAUCUUUCUCAGCUCUCUAAUGUGAUUCCAAAAAAAAAAACAAAAAAAACAAGCGUGUUCAUGUCCGAGGGGCUCAGUGGGGGGGGAGAAACUGGAGCAGGUUUGAAGUGCAAUAACCGCAAACCUACUUUCCACCGUGCUCAGAGGUUUCCUCCUUUCACUGACGUGUUGUUUAUUGUUGGUGCUUUUCAUCUAAGAUGUUUUUGGAAAAUGGAAUUAAGUUUUUUUCCCUGCAUUUUAUGGUCAAUAAAAUGUUUCAUAUGGUAUCCUUUUUGUUGUUUUCUAUUUUUCCAUUUGUGUGGAGGAGGCGGAGCUCUUCAUCAAAUUCAGUGCUCGUUUGACUCCUAAAGAAAAUGCCUGUGUGUGUGUGUGUGUGUGUGUGUGCGCGCGUGUGCGCAUUCCUGUUACAGGGUCAAUCAGAAGCUCCAUAUUUUGAUAUCGUCCUUAAGCUGAGCUGUAAUGUAAAAAAUGUUUUUGAAACUGAAUAUUCCCAACAUUGCAGGGAUGAUACACAAGUCAUGUUCAACGACAUGGCCCGGAUAUUAGUCUUGAAGAGCAGACUGGUACUUCUCAUUCAGCACCAGGAUUUGUGCGUAUGUUGUCCACAACAUCAGGCCAUGAGAGGGGCACGGUGCCAACCACCGCUGCUCUCACAGCUGCAGUCUUGUUUUGAAGGCA
Synchiropus splendidus (mandarinfish) is the source of this 8990-nucleotide messenger RNA. RefSeq names its product DOT1-like histone H3K79 methyltransferase (gene dot1l). The coding region runs from base 277 to 5028 and encodes 1583 amino acids. Gene Ontology annotation, molecular function: histone H3K79 methyltransferase activity. The record is from RefSeq and is a predicted model, not a curated record. Gene Ontology annotation, biological process: DNA damage checkpoint signaling; regulation of transcription regulatory region DNA binding; DNA repair. Gene Ontology annotation, cellular component: nucleus. Lineage: Eukaryota; Metazoa; Chordata; Actinopteri; Syngnathiformes; Callionymidae. The transcript is spliced from 29 exons.